This is a messenger RNA of Aspergillus tanneri, 1713 nucleotides long. It is a transcript of the gene RIO1, whose product is annotated as serine/threonine-protein kinase RIO1. The coding region runs from base 1 to 1713 and encodes 570 amino acids. NCBI's taxonomy places the organism in Eukaryota, Fungi, Ascomycota, Eurotiomycetes, Eurotiales, Aspergillaceae. The transcript has a single exon. Gene Ontology annotation, molecular function: protein serine/threonine kinase activity; ATP binding. Gene Ontology annotation, cellular component: cytosol; preribosome, small subunit precursor. The record is from RefSeq and is a predicted model, not a curated record. Gene Ontology annotation, biological process: maturation of SSU-rRNA.
AUGGCGUCUUCAGAACAAAAUGCACGGGCUUCUGGCCUAGCAGAUGGCGUAUCCCCGUCACACACUUAUAUUCCUAAUCAAGGAUAUUUGAACGCUGGAGGCACUAUCCUCACUAUGGCGGGGCAAGACCGUACAGCGCAAGAAGCCGAAGACGAGGACGAUGAAUACUAUGAUGAUAUUUUCGAAGAAGACCUUGACGAAGAGAAUUUUGCGUCAUCGAAUCCCGCUGAUUUGACGAAAGCCUACAAUCGCCAGCGAAAACUGAAUGAGCUUUCCGCCGACCCUAGUGCCCCCAAAUGGACCUACCCAAAGACGAACUCCCAAAAGCCGACCGUUAACACACAUGCGUCCGUUGAUGACGAAAUAAAGUCGUUAACUCGCCAUGCAAACAAGAUUAAACUGGAUGACAUACAGUCCGGCUUGGCGGUUCGUGGUGAGCGCGGUGGCGACAGAGCCGACAGAGCAACGUCCGAACAAGUUCUGGAUCCUCGUACACGAAUGAUUCUACUCCAAAUGAUUAAUCGAAAUGUUGUCUCGGAGAUUCAUGGAUGCUUAUCUACUGGAAAAGAGGCCAAUGUUUAUUACUCACUGCUCUUCCCCGGCGACGACGACGCUGCACCUGUCCACCGUGCUAUCAAGGUGUACAAAACAAGCAUUUUGGUGUUCAAGGACCGAGACAAGUAUGUGACUGGGGAGUUCAGGUUCAGGCAAGGGUACAGCAAGAGCAACAACCGAUCAAUGGUGAAACUAUGGGCAGAAAAGGAAAUGCGAAAUCUGCGUAGAAUUCAUUCCGCAGGAAUCCCUUGCCCAGAGCCCAUUCAACUGCGUCUCCAUGUCCUUGUGAUGGGAUUCCUCGGGAGUUCCAAGGGUGUUGCAGCUCCCCGACUGAAGGACGUGGAAUUUGAUAUUCCAAACCCCCACACCAAAUGGCGUGAGAUCUAUAUAGAACUGCUGGGCUACAUGCGCGUGAUGUACCAGACGUGUCGCCUUGUUCAUGCGGAUCUGAGCGAGUAUAAUAUGCUUUACCAUAAAAACAAGCUCCACAUCAUUGAUGUUAGUCAGAGUGUGGAGCAUGACCACCCUCGCAGUUUAGAGUUCCUGCGCAUGGAUAUCAAGAAUAUCAGCGACUUCUUCCGUCGGAAGAAUGUCGACGUUCUCCCUGAACAGACGGUAUUCCAAUUCAUUAUCUCUGCUAACGGUCCUACCUCCCCUAUGCCAAGCGAGCCUAUGCUCGGUGCCAUUGACAAGCUCUUCACUAUGAGAGAGGAGACAUUGGAUGAUGAGCAACAGACUGCCGCAGAGCGCGAAGUAGAUACUGCUGUAUUCCGCCAACAAUAUAUUCCUCAAACAUUGGAACAGGUCUACGAUUUUGAGCGUGAUGCCGAGAAAGUACACGCUGGCAAGGGCUCAGACCUUGUAUACCGGGACCUCCUCGCAGAUGAAGGGUCCCGUAAGAAGCGCGAAAGUGACGCCGGAUCGGACACCAGUGGGGGCGUUUUCGUCGACGGGUCGGAUCCUGAAGAAGAGGAGGAUGAUGAAAAUAAAGAUCCAUUUGAAAAGAAGCCUCCCCGCGGACGACGUUUCGAGGACAAAGAUUCCAAGCGCGAACAUAAGCAAAAGGUCAAGGAAGAGAAACGUGAAAAGCGUGCCAGCAAGAUGCCUAAGCAUAUGAAGAAGCGCCUCGUCUCUUCUUCUUCGUCAAAGAAGAAAUGA